CCUACGCCGCUUGGUGUUUCCCACAAUGCUCAGCGACUGUCACCACCAAGAUGGCCGACGCUAUGGAGGAAUAUGAGAAAGAAGCUGGCUGCGUCCCUAUUAUCCAUCCUGAGGAAAUCAAACCCCAGAGUCAUUACAACCAUGGCUACAGCGAGAACGUCAGCCGGAAAAACCAUGUGGACGACUACAGCACCUGGGACAUCGUCAAAGCCACACAGUACGGCAUCUUCGAGCGCUGCAGGGAGCUGGUGGAGGCCGGCUUUGACGUUCGGCAGCCGGACAAAGAAAACGUCACACUCCUCCACUGGGCCGCCAUCAACAACAGGAUAGACUUGGUCAAGUACUAUAUAUCAAAGGGGGCCAUAGUUGACCAGCUGGGAGGAGACCUCAACUCCACACCUUUGCACUGGGCCACAAGACAAGGCCAUCUAUCCAUGGUGGUGCAGCUCAUGAAAUAUGGCGCAGACCCGUCUCUGAUCGAUGGGGAAGGUUGCAGCUGUGUCCACCUGGCCGCCCAGUUUGGCCACACCUCCAUCGUGGCAUACCUCAUCGCCAAAGGACAGGAUGUGGAUAUGAUGGAUCAGAACGGCAUGACUCCUCUUAUGUGGGCAGCCUACAGGACACACAGCGUGGACCCCACCCGGCUGCUGCUGACUUUUAACGUCUCUGUCAACCUGGGCGACAAGUAUCACAAAAACACGGCGCUGCACUGGGCCGUCCUGGCCGGUAACAGCACCGUCAUCAGCCUUCUGCUGGACGCCAACGCUAACGUCGACGCCCAGAACAUCAAGGGUGAAACACCUCUGGACCUGGCCAAGCAGAGGAAGAAUGUGUGGAUGAUCAAUCACUUACAGGAAGCGCGGCAGGCCAAAGGUUACGACAGCCCGUCCUAUCUGAAGAGACUGAAGAUGGAUAAGGAGUUCAGGCAGAAAGUGAUGCUGGGGACGCCUUUCGUCGUCAUCUGGCUGGUGGGUUUCAUCGCCGACCUGGACGUGGACUCUUGGCUCAUCAAGGGCAUCAUGUACGCUGGUGUCUGGAUCGCUGUGCAGUUCCUCUCCAAGGCUUUUUUCGACCACUCCAUGCACAGCGCUCUGCCUCUGGGAAUCUACCUUGCAACCAAGUUUUGGAUGUACUGCACCUGGUUCUACUGGUUUUGGAACGAUCUCCCUUUUGCCACGGUUCACGUCCCCUUCCUGAUCAACACGCUGGCUUUGUUCUACAACUUUGGCAAAUCCUGGAAAUCCGACCCAGGAAUCAUUAAGGCAUCAGAGGAGCAGAAGAAAAAGACGAUUGUGGAGUUAGCCGAAACAGGCAGCUUGGAUUUAAGCAUAUUCUGCAGCACCUGCUUGAUACGGAAGCCCAUCCGGUCCAAACACUGUGCCGUGUGCAACCGCUGCAUCGCUAAGUUUGACCACCACUGUCCCUGGGUGGGGAACUGUGUGGGAAGCGGGAAUCACCGCUACUUCAUGGGCUAUCUCUUCUUUCUGCUCUGUAUGAUCUGCUGGAUGAUUUAUGGCUGCAUCUCCUACUGGAGGGUGCACUGCGCCACCAGUUAUGCCAAGGAUGGUUUCUGGCUCUACCUGACCCAGAUUGCCUCAUGCUCCCCCUGGAUCUUCUGGAUGUUCGUCAACAGCAUCUUCCACUUCAUGUGGGUGGCCGUGCUCAUCAUGUGUCAGCUCUACCAGAUCGCAGCUCUUGGAAUCACCACAAAUGAGCGGAUGAACGCUCGCAGAUACAAGCACUUUAAAGUGACGGCCACGUCCAUCGAAAGCCCCUUCAACCACGGCUGCAUCAGAAAUCUCAUAGAUUUCUUUGAGAUCCGCUGCUGUGGCCUGAUCAGGCCUGUGACUGUGGACUGGACCACGCAGUACACAAUAGACUACGACCAGACGUCCGGCUCAGGCUACCAGCUGGUUUAGAGAUAGGAAGCGAUGGAUGAAGAGGAAAAAGAGGGAGGGGCAGCAAAGAGUGGGAAACAAAGCUUUUGGAAGUAUUAACCCCUCCCCUCCCCCUCCAUGGUGUUCGUAUCUUACGCGAUGCUGUUCUCUGCAACUUAGUUUUUUUUUUUUUUUUUUUUUUCUCUGGACCAUCUCUCCUUUGCAGAUGAAAAGACUUUAAGGGGGGGAAGAAUUAAGGGAAGCAUGCAGUUAUGAGACAUCAUCAUCAUCCCUGCCCUUUUUCACUGCUACUACCGCCCCAUCUCCUCCCUCCUUGGCCUUUUGGACGGUGUGUCGCUGCCAAACACAAGCGGAGGAGAGAGAGACAAGCAGAAAAGAAAUUUUAAACGAAAGCUCACCCUUUUGUUUUUCUUUUUUGGUUUAACUGAUGAUACUUUUUUUUUUUUUUGCAAGGAAGCAUUUCAGGAAAGCAAAUCGUGAAUUUGGGACUUCUAGAGUGGAAAAAAGGGGAAUGUCUUUUAAAGUCUUUUGUUUUUGUUGUUUUUUUGCACCGUGCUGUUAUGAAUUGAGCCGACGAGGACUUGCAGAACUGUUGGAGGAAUCCCACUUUUAUUUUCUCUCUCUUUUCUCCAACCCCUCUUCUAAAAGAAGCUGGAAGCAGAACUGGGACUCCCUCAGCAGUGACCAUGCUGAACACGGCAGAUAUCCUCCAGACAAUGUGAUACAGCUCUAUUUAUUUUAAAAUUAUUUAUAGAAAAUAGCUAUGUUCUAGCGCCAUCAUUUAUACAUUUCACAUCAUUUUAGCUUUGUAGAAUUUUUUUUUUUUUUUUACGUAUCAAGGAGGAGAGAAUUUUAAACAGUUAGUUGAAAUAAAAGUGGAUAACUAUGUAGAAAACUACAGACAGGUACAGUGAGUGUAUUUAUUAAGCAAAAUAGAAGGAAAGAAAAGUUUACAGGAAAGCCUCAUUCCAGACAUUGCUCUUUUAAAGCUGUAAAGUCUUAUUCGUUUUGUCUCUCGUCUGCCUACAACGUUGCACUGAUCGUGUUUAGUUCUAUGAAUAUAUAUAUAUAUAUAUAUAAAUAUAUAUUUUAUUUGGCCGUAACUGAACAGGAGGUCCAGCAGCUGCGCGGCGACACUUCCAUUGUCGCCUCAGAAAACUCUGGACCCCGCGCCGCCGCCGCAGCACCAGGACGGACUCAGAUGUAAAGAAUGUGCAUUUGUACAUAAACUGUUUUCUUCUUCAUGUCAGUGUUAGUUGAAGGUGCUCCUGGGGGUUUAAGUUUUAACAUUUCUUUUGCUCUUGUUGACGUAAACAUAAAGGAGAGUCAGAUUACUAUAAUCCAUGUUGUAUGACUGUAGCUUUUAGUGAUGUCCGACGCUGCUGUCUAUAGUACCUGGAAUCUCUCCACUGCAUGUAUGACGCCUAGGACAGCGACCACUCCCUCUCCACUUCAUAGUGGUCACCAUGGUGACAGCCCAGCAAAGCCACAUGUCUGUAAAUAGUGAAUGUUAAGUAUUUGCAAAUGUUUCUGCAUCAUGUUCAUCCAGUUUUUCUUUCAGAUCCUGAGUGUUUAGUGAGGUUUCUCCAUCCCAAACAGCUGUGUAAUAUAUUUGAAUGUGUCAUAAUCAAAUUUUUUUUCUUUUUUUUAACGUCCUACAUUGCUGGGUUUUGUUAUACCACUGGAUGUAAAAAUUGUAAAGCAGAAAAACCUUUUCUUUUGUUUUUCUAAAAGCGGAAAUGUGCUCAUGCGAUAGUUUUAAGGAUCGUGAGAGGUUAUAUUCUACGGAACGUUUGCAUCGCCACGUACUAACCAUCAACGCCCUGCAGCAGUUCACACAGGACUCGUAUCUUACAACGCCUUUUUUUUUCUUUUUUUAACUGAGUGGGCAUCAGUGAAUGCUGGCAGAGGUCACCACUUUUCAAAAACCCAUCUCACUUCACUAGUUCCAGCGGCUGCAGACGUCUACUCUCCACCCCCUCCAUCGCCUCACCAUGUGGGAUAAUAGAGAAAAAAAAAUCAAAUGAUAAAGCACAUAAUCAUCUCCAGUGCCUCUCUGCCCACCUUCAGAUCCCACUGUAACUCCGCUUCAGAUGUAAACAUACGGGCAUGGUUCAGUUUUAAUGGCUUUAUUAAUAAAAUACAGUCAAACGUCA
Cyprinodon tularosa is the source of this 4054-nucleotide messenger RNA. It is a transcript of the gene zdhhc17, whose product is annotated as zinc finger DHHC-type palmitoyltransferase 17. Gene Ontology annotation, molecular function: protein binding; palmitoyltransferase activity. Gene Ontology annotation, cellular component: Golgi membrane. The transcript is spliced from 17 exons. Gene Ontology annotation, biological process: protein palmitoylation. Lineage: Eukaryota; Metazoa; Chordata; Actinopteri; Cyprinodontiformes; Cyprinodontidae. Bases 51 to 1919 code for a protein of 622 amino acids. The record is from RefSeq and is a predicted model, not a curated record.